Messenger RNA from Elgaria multicarinata webbii, 2957 nucleotides. RefSeq names its product trans-2,3-enoyl-CoA reductase (gene TECR). Lineage: Eukaryota; Metazoa; Chordata; Lepidosauria; Squamata; Anguidae. The record is from RefSeq and is a predicted model, not a curated record. Gene Ontology annotation, biological process: very long-chain fatty acid biosynthetic process. The coding region runs from base 266 to 1288 and encodes 340 amino acids. Gene Ontology annotation, molecular function: oxidoreductase activity, acting on the CH-CH group of donors. The transcript is spliced from 12 exons.
UCCCCACGCUAUCGACUUACGCCUUGGAACACAUCCUGCCGAAAACAGACUAGAAGGGAACCCCCUCUGUGUGCUGAGCUGGAUCUCGCUGGAAGGGCUGAGCCUAGAGCCUUAAGUCUCAGCAGGAACUGCUGGACAAUUAGCUGCUCAUGAGAAGUGAUCUCGCGUAGUUCACGUGUAGAGCUUGGACACAGGGGAGGGAACUGAUUGUGAUCCCAGCAAUUGAUUGUAUACAUCCCUGGGAUUUGCCACUGUGCGGAUAGGCAUGGAUGGGAAUUUAGUGCUUGUAGAGGGGUGUCCGCCCCUUCAAAGAAGUUUCAAUGAUGUAGGCCCCAAGCUUACGAAAAAAUCUAAAAGAGGUGUUCUUUUUUUUGAGGUGGAGAUCCUGGAUGCCAAGACCCGGGGAAAGCUGUGCUUCCUGGACAAGGUGGAGCCCAAUGCCACCAUAGCAGAAAUCAAGUCCCUCUUCACAAAGUCCCAUCCUCAGUGGUAUCCAGCUCGACAGUCUCUGCGACUAGAUCCCAAGGGGAAGUCUCUAAAGGAUGAGGACAUCCUUCAGAACUUGCCAGUGGGCACCACAGCAACCCUGUAUUUCCGGGACCUGGGAGCCCAAAUCAGCUGGGUGACGGUCUUCCUCACGGAGUACGCUGGGCCCUUGCUCAUCUACUUGCUCUUUUACUUCCGGGUGCCCUUCAUCUAUGGCCGAAAGUAUGACUUCACCUCCAGCAAGUACUCAGUUGUGCACCUGGCCUGCAUUUGCCACUCUUUCCACUACGUCAAGCGUCUCUUGGAGACACUCUUUGUCCACAGGUUCUCCCACGGAACAAUGCCCUUACGUAACAUCUUCAAGAACUGCACUUACUAUUGGGGCUUUGCUGCCUGGAUGGCCUACUAUAUCAACCACCCUUUGUAUACUCCGCCUGCAUAUGGACAUGAACAAGUGAAACUGGCACUUAUGAUAUUCUUGGUCUGUCAGCUGGGAAACUUCUCAAUUCACAUUGCUCUGCGGAACUUGCGCCCUGCUGGUUCCAAGGCCAGGAAGAUCCCAUAUCCUACGAAGAACCCCUUCACGUGGCUUUUUUUGCUGGUCUCGUGCCCUAAUUAUACCUAUGAGGUGGGAUCCUGGAUUGGUUUUGCCAUUAUGACUCAGUGCCUCCCAGUGGCUCUGUUCUCCCUGGUUGGAUUUAUCCAAAUGACCAUCUGGGCAAAGGGGAAACACCGAAGUUACCUGAAGGAGUUCCGGGAUUACCCACCACUGCGUUCACCCAUCGUCCCUUUCCUGCUCUGAGCUGGAGGUGGGAUGCCUCUAGGUCUGGGCCGGUAGUUUUGAUUUCGUUUUUUUUACCUUGUGAGCGGCUGUGAUUGGAGUCUAAAAUGGGGUUUUCUCUUGCUGUCUGCACUAUGAUUGGAGGGAAGCUGUAGGGAUCCUUGCUUCUGCAAGUUACUGUCCGCCCUGCCCCACACAUCUUUGUCCAUAUCCCAUUCCUGAGGCUUUCUGAGUUUGGAAUCAGCGUUCCCCACAAAGCGCCAUAAAUCCAAAGGCUGCAGCAGAGAACAGAGGGAACAAUCCAAUUUUACGGAGAACUAACCACACUGAAGCAGCUGCUGGGCAUUAUAUCUGCAAGAGCAGGUGCCAAAAACUGAAUCUAGGCAGCUGAAGCCUGAUCCAAAGAGAAGAGGCGUCUCUCCUCUUAACUGCUCUGGGCAACAGGCCUCAGCUCAUAAUUUUAGAGGGGCUCAGCGGCCCCCAAGCUCAGCUUUGGGCAUCCUUCUCGACUAAGUGAGCCCUCUAGUGGCUGUUACUGUGACAGCAUAAGCUGCCUGUGUCACUUUUCUUUGGGUCUUAGUAGUAGCUUUCUCAAGGGAGUGAUAGCGAUAAGGCCUCACGAUGAGGCUGACUUCCCCUCUUACCCAGCAUGGUUUUGUGCAUCCUUUGGCCCUUGCUCAACUGAUAGGCGUUGGUACUUGAGACCCACACUUUAAAAGCAGCUCAAUGGAGAGAUGGUGGGAACAAUACAGUCGCUGUAUUUUCCCCCCAAGGCGCAUUUGGUUAUGUAAUUCUAGCUACACGGAGCAGACAAGGAGGUGCAGAUUUGUAGCAAGAUAUGUGGGAGUGAUGAAAUACUGGUGCUAUAGAAACAAAGAAGGGGGGAAUUGGGUGUGGUCUGGGAGCAGCUACAGCAUUGUGUGGGUAGCUUCAGUAGCGCACAGUGCAAACCCAAGCGUUAAGUCUUAAGUGCAAAUGCCUCCCCCUUUUCCCUUAGUAAAUGGAUUCUAAUUAGCACUGAGCAGCCCUGCUUUUUCGCCCUGCUCCACUUGCUAAGCAGAAAGCAAAACUCAGCUGUGGGGGAAUGGUCCAGUAGGCCUUAUUUAGUCGGUCCUGGUCAUUGAAUGAGGGUCUGAAAAACCAAGCUUUCCGCAUCAUUUUCUAUUCUGUUGCCAGUCAAUUCAUGCAUUUUCUCUGGACUACAGGUCCACUUCUGCCUAAAAGUGUGUGUUCUUUACCAAGUGGCCUCAGGGCUAUAAUUGAAAACUAUACCUAUAGCACCACUGAGCAGCUCUUGUAAAAAGACUGCUUUGAAGCAAGCCUUGUACCUAUUUCUAGUUACUAAAGAAAGGAAGGGAAAGCGUGCAGUCUUUCUCUAGGAAAAGUGUUAUUGAAAUGGAGCUUCUCUGUGUUUGACAGUCUGAGAGGAUCUUGCUUCUUUCCCCGUUUGUCUUAAUGUUACUAAGGUUACAAUCCUACACACACUUACUUGGGACUUACUUCAAAGCAAACAUGCCUAGGGUCAGGCUGAAAGUUUGCAAUAGUCUUAGUUCAUGCUGCAUGUGAGCAGCGAGAUACUGGAAACCUGCUAGGCUCCAUGGCAGCUGUUAAAAUGAGCCAUUGACUUGCUGUGGUCUGUUUCAUGUGGAACUGACUUCCUGGAACUACACCAAUAAAAAUGAUCCAGCCA